Molecule: messenger RNA, 1264 nt
Organism: Magnolia sinica
Lineage: Eukaryota; Viridiplantae; Streptophyta; Magnoliopsida; Magnoliales; Magnoliaceae
Product: scopoletin 8-hydroxylase-like
Exons: 3
Coding region: 42-1106 (354 amino acids)
Source: RefSeq, a predicted model, not a curated record
CGUCUUGUCCUUUCUUUUCUCAUUCUUAAGCACUCUCCUCCAUGGAUGAGGCCCAAUUGUUUGAAUUCGUCGUCAAGGAUGGUAAUGGAGUCAAGGGUCUCGCCGACUCUGGUUUAUCUUCCGUUCCCCAACGUUACGUGCAACCUCCCCAAGAACGAAUCGAUAGGAACGAUGUGAUCGAUGGAUCACCGUACCUAGGAAAGCCGAUUGACUUGUCAGGAUUGUAUGGGGAGAAGAAGGAUGAAACCAUUGAUGCUCUAUGUGGAGCAGCCCAGAGGCUUGGGUUCUUCCAGGUGUUGAACCAUGGAGUGGGACAAGAAGUGCUCGCACGUGCUAAGCACGCUGCGCAUACUUUCUUUAACCAGUCACCGCAGAAGAAGGCACUUUACUUGAAAGACUUGACACCAUGCCCAAGGGUCUUCUAUGGCACGAGCUUUUCACCGGAGACCGAAAAGUCACUCGAGUGGAAGGAUUACUUGAGUAUGGGUUACAUGAACGAUGAUGAAGCCAUGCAGUUUUGGCCACAGGAGUGCCGAGAUGCAACCCUUGAAUACCUGAAGGCAGCCAACAAGAUGAUCUACGCAAUUCUUAGCACCCUACUGAAUGGGCUAGGCGUAGAUAUUGACGAGUCAGCAUUAGAUGACUACACAGAAGCUAAAAUUGUGAACAUGAACUACUACCCACCAUGCCCAAAUCCAGAGCUUACAGUUGGUGUUGGAAGGCAUUCUGAUGUAGGGCUCCUGACCAUCCUUUUACAAGACGACAUUGGAGGCCUAUUUGUUAACGUGGAAAAGAAGGGAUGGAUAGAGAUCCCACCCAUUGAAGGCACGCUAGUUGUCAACUUGGGCGACACUCUGGAGAUAUUGAGCAAUGGAAGGUAUAAGAGUGCGGAGCAUCGGGUAAUGGCAAGCAGCACAAAAGCCCGAGUGUCGGUCCCGUUAUUCGUGAGUCCCCAGCCACAUACAAUGAUCGGCCCCUUCCCAGGGCUCCCAGAGAAGGAUGGAAAGACUGUGUAUAGGCAGCUCUUGUAUGAAGAAUACAAGGCUCAUUUCUUCGGGACAGCUCACCAAGGCAAAAAGACUCUAGACCUCGCCAAAUGUAGCUGACGAAAUUCAGUUCACAUUCAUACCCAUAUGUGCAUAUGAGAAUAAAUAAUGAAGGGAAGUUGUUUGUCACUUGUUUCCAAAAUAGGGCCACAUGGGUAAUGUUUGGAUACCACCCAAUAAGUAAUAUUUUUAACUUUAAGUUGUUACUUUUUUAAAUG